Rotaria sp. Silwood2 is the source of this 804-nucleotide messenger RNA. Lineage: Eukaryota; Metazoa; Rotifera; Eurotatoria; Philodinida; Philodinidae. The record is from the annotation of a GenBank genome assembly.
AUGGCUUUUAUUCUCAUGCUCGAAAUAACAUCAUCGACUCAUACGAGUCUCGUUGGAAAUACGGCACUUGUCGCUUAUACAAUCGGUGAAGCAAUAAUCACUCUCUCUGCCUAUCUUACUCUUGACUGGCAAAAGCUGAAAUGGGUCAAUGUCGUUUUUAUUGGUUCAGUUUUACCUUAUCUCUAUUUUAUGACGGAAACGCCACUUUAUCUCUAUGCCAAACAACAAUAUACUGAACUCGAAGCACUUUUGCGUCGAAUUGCAACACGAAAUAAACGAACAGAAGAACAAUGGUAUCCAUCGUAUCAGGAAUUCUUACGUAAUCAAUCGAUCACAGAAAUUAACAAUGAAACGAAAGUGUCAUUCUUCCAACAAGUUCGUCAACUUUUUUUACAUAGACCCACCGUCAUUAAAGUAUUAAUUACAGAUCUUCUUGGUUUUACAACAUACUUGCUUUAUUACGAAAUAAGCUACGGUUUUGAAGUCAUGAAUAUAUCACCGUAUCUUGGAAUUCUCAUUGGAGCUGUCGUUGAAGCUAUUGGUUACAUAACUGGUUCUUUUCUCAUAGUAACACGACUCGGCCGUAAAGGUACAUUCAUGAUUAUGAUGACUCUCACAGCAGUUUGCGUCCUCAUCAUACCAUUUGUUAGUCAACAUGGUGCAUUAGCUACUGUGUUCGUUGCUCAAUUUGGAAAAUAUGCCAUAUCAGGCGCAAUAUCAGUUUCAACUGUAUAUGGAGCAGCUCGUGAAGUAGCUACAGCUGGUAUCAAUGAAACGUUACGAAGUGGUACUUAUCAGCAGUAA